AUGCCAAGGGCAAUUCAAAAGUUCGUGCGCAAUCUCCGUAAAACCCUACGUCGCAAACGUCGGAACCUGCUAGGCGGCUCAUCUACCUCGGAUUUGAGGCUACCACGCAACGAGAAGCUACCGUUUGAGAUUCUCGGAAAGAUUAUGCAGAUUUUAGGGACGAUGUCCUGGAUGCAUGCGGCAGAUGGUCACCCAACUCUCUGGUCAACCAUAGUGAUACGAAUGGGAUCACAUAGAGUCACAUUCUGGCUCCAAUAUGUCCGAACUCGCCUUCGGCGCUCUGGUGCCGCACCUUUUCUGGAAAUCAGCUUGCUAGACAGCGCAGACAGACCGUGGUGGCCCCUAUUUCCGGAUAGAGGAUACUACUACAGCGUAUUCUGUGAGAUGCUUGACGUUUUGGUUGGUGAAGAGGGCGAAGUUGCCGCUCGAUGGAAGCGAUUUACAUAUCAUGGCUUGUCAAUACCAGAGCAAACUCCGGAAUGGUUGGGGGAGAAUAUCGAGCACCUCCUAUCAUUUAGCACACCUCAUCUUGAGCUGGUGGAAAUUGUGGAUCUCCAAUCAAGCUCGCCCAAACCACUUCUCCCUUGGACACCAUCCCUUAAAUCAUUGACAUGGCGCAACAACGAUCUACACGCCCUCCGUGGUCUUUCAAUGAAUAGACCACUUCUUCUAAAAUGGGUGAAUCUAAGCAUGGGGAGCAGGAUCUCACCAUUGCUUUACGAACUUCCCCAGGCGCAGAAUUUGGUGCUGCUAGCGAUCGUCGGAUAUGUUCCCUGGGAGUUCCCUGAAGGGUCGACAUUUCCCAUGUUGCUUCAUCUCCUGAUAGCAGGGUCCAGCUUUAACGAUCGAGUAAUGCAACACUUUUCUGCGCCGAAUAUCCAGACCCUGGCGCUCUGUGUACCUCCUAAUGAAAUGGUCAUAGUGCUCGAAAGAUCCAAUCUCUCUCUAGCAAAGCUUCGCCAACUCGAUUUGAAGACAAUAUCAGAGCCAGCCGAAGGACUCCCUCCAACUCCGGAUAUUUAUGCGAUUGCGCCUAACCUCCAGAGGCUUGGGGUCGAACGUGAUUCGAGAUUUCUGUUCAGGAUUAUGGCGCUCGCCAGGGAGCGGUAUGCAGAACGAUUGGCUAUAGUGGCUCGCGGUUGA
Messenger RNA from Serendipita indica DSM 11827, 1143 nucleotides. Lineage: Eukaryota; Fungi; Basidiomycota; Agaricomycetes; Sebacinales; Serendipitaceae. The record is from the annotation of a GenBank genome assembly.